GGAGGAAGCGGACACGAGCCCUAACCCAAUAGAACUAUCGUACGAAAGUACGAUAGUUGAGGACAUUAAAGAAUUGGUGUUUAGGGCUCGGACUAUGAAUGGGGCGCUUGUUGAAGCUCGCAGGCCACAGCAAAGUAUGGAAGCUGUUGAGCCUCAACUAAAUAUGCUUGUCAACAGCUCCCGAGCACUUAAACGCAUUAAUCCAGACGCGCAUAAACGUGUGGUUUCUGCAAACGCUUAUUAG
Paraglomus brasilianum is the source of this 244-nucleotide messenger RNA. The record is from the annotation of a GenBank genome assembly. Lineage: Eukaryota; Fungi; Glomeromycota; Glomeromycetes; Paraglomerales; Paraglomeraceae.